GAAAUAAAUUCCUCUGAUUGAUGAAAGUAGAUUCACUCUGACUCGUGCUCUGAUAACUUCCGGCCCCAUCGGGCUGUUUCCGGUUAGCAUGCUAAGCUACCUCCAGUAGCUCCGGAGGCUCCCGGGAGAUGAGUCCGAGGUGAAGCCGGAGAGCAGCAGCUUUAUCCGGACACACGGAGGCUCUGGCGGCUCCUCGCUGUUGGUGCCAGAGACUCUUUCUCAGCACAACAACGGGACUCGUUCACAAGCUAAACAUGCUAAAGACGCCAUCUUGCUAAAAACAGUUCUUUGGUAACCGCAACAACGGUUACAGCUUCCGGUGCAACUUUCCAAGGCAUCACAAUAAAACGUGUAAAAGUCACGCGUUUAAAACGUCUUAUUGUAGUUUAUUUCUUUUUUCUUUAGUCUGCAGUUACAAAUGAUCAGAAAACAGUUCGGGUGUGAUCAACAUUACGGGUCAGACAUCACUGUGAGAUUUAGUUUCAAGCCCGUCCCCGGAAGUGACCGUUGAUGUUUCGGUCGGUUUGACGCUGGGUUCGGUUGGCGGACUGAACCGUUAGCUGGACCCAAAUAACGGCGGAACGGUCACAGCUGAGUUCCGUAACCAGAGCAGAGAUGGACCGACACCGUAAGCUCAGCUUUUUAAAACCGGAAAUGAAGCUGAGAAUAAGAACAGAUGUCCAACAGCUGUUUGGAAGCAAACAAGAGGUUCCCCCUGAGGAGCAGGAGGGGAGCCCCAGUCUGGACCAGGAGGACCCAGAGCCCCCACACAUUAAAGAGAAGUGGAGCCCCAGUCUGGACCAGGAGGACCCAGAGCCUCCACACGUUAAAGAGGAACAGGAGGAACUCUGGACCAGUCAGGAGGGAGAGCAGCUUCCAGGGCUGGAGGAGGCUGAUAUCACCAAGAUGCCAUUCACUCCUGUCCCUGUGAAGAGUGAAGACGAUGAAGGUUCAGACGUCCAGCAGCUGUCGGGGAGCAAAGAAGAGGUUCCCCCUGAGCAGCAGGAGUGGAGCCCCAGUCUGGACCAGGAGGAUCCAGAUCCCCCACACGUUAGAGAGAAGUGGAGCCCCGGUCUGGACCAGGAGGACCCAGAGCCCCCACACGUUAGAGAGAAGUGGAGCCCCGGUCUGGACCAGGAGGACCCAGAUCCCCCACAUGUUAGAGAGAAGUGGAGCCCUGGUCUGGACCAGGAGGACCCAGAUCCACCACACAUUAAAGAGGAGCAGGAGGACCUCUGGACCAGUCAGUCAGAAUCAGACUGGAACCUAAAUCCAGAUAAACAUUUACAACCACAUACCGAAGACCAGACUUUAGACUUGUUUAAGACUGAAGCCAGCGAUGAAGACUGGACAGAGACCAGAGAACCUCAGUCAGUUUUAAACUCCCUUAAAAUUAUUGAAGUCCCUGAUAUGAAAUGUAAAACGAGCAAGAAAACCUACAGCUGCUCCGAGUGUGGGAAAAUAUUUGGCCGCAGCCCACAUCUGAAGAUCCAUAUGAGAACUCACACCGGAGAGAAACCGUUCAGCUGCCCUUUCUGCGGUAAAAGCUUUACACAGAAAGUAAAUCUGACGUACCACAUGUCCGUCCAUACCGGGGAGAAACGCUUCAGUUGCCGUUUCUGUGAUGAACGAUUUACCUGGUAUACUCAGCUCAAAAGCCAUCAGUGUGUUUGUGAGUCCUCGCAGCUCCAUCACAACCAAUCAGAGGAGGACACGGAGACCGGCGAGAAGUCAUUCAGCUGUUCUGAGUGUGGGAAAAUAUUCAGCCGCAAGGACAAUCUGAACAUACACAUGAGAAUUCACACCGGAGAGAGACCGUUCAGCUGCACAGUUUGCGGUAAAAGUUUUAAACACGGAGGACAUCUGACCCAACACAUGUCCGUCCACUCAAAGGAGAACCGUUUCAGCUGCAACGUUUGUGGAAAAAGAUUUACUUGGCUUUACCAGCUGAAGAGACACAAGUGUGGUAGUGAGUCCUCUCAGCUUCCUGAACUCUGGUCCAGUCAGGAGGGAGAGCAGCUUCCAGGGCUGGAGGAGGCUGAUAUCACCAAGUUCCCAUUCACUCCUGUCCCUGUGAAGAGUGAAGAUGAUGGAGAGAAACCUCAGUCCUCACAGCUUCAUCAGAGCCAGACUGAACAGAUGGAAGCUGAUGGAGAGGACUGUGGGGGACCAGAACCAGCCAGGGACUCUGAUCCAGAUAGACUUUUACAACCUGAGACUGAAGAUGACUGGACGGAGACCAGAGGACCUCAGUCAGGUUUGAACUCUAUGAAGGUCCCUGAAGUUGGUACAGGAAGUAACGCUGGCAAGAAAUCAUUCAGCUGCUCUGAGUGUGGGAAAAUAUUUGGACGAAAGGAACAUCUACAGACCCACGUGAGGAUUCAUACCGGAGAGAGACCGUUUAGCUGCUCUGACUGCGGUAAAACAUUCGGCUGCAAGAGGUCGCUGCUGGGUCACAUGACCAGUCACACGGGAGAGAAACCAUUCAGCUGCUCUCAGUGCGGGAAAAGGUUUGGCCGAAUGGUGAAUCUGAAGACGCACGAGAGACUUCACACGGGAGAGCGACCGUUCAGCUGUCCGUUCUGUGGCAAAGGUUUUACACAAAAGGUUCACAUGACGCAGCACAUGGCCGUCCACACGGGAGAGAAGCAGUUCAGCUGCAGCAUCUGCGACAAGAAGUUCACCUGGCUGUCAGGGUUCAGACGACACAAGUGCGGCAGCGAGCAGUCGGAGCUCGAUGAAAGUCAGACCGAGGAGAACUCGGAGACGGAACCGGGUGAGAAACCCUUUCGCUGCCGUCAGUGUGGGAACAGAUUUAAUCACAAGCACAAUCUGAAGGCCCACAUAAGGAUUCACACGGGAGAGAAGCCGUUCAGCUGCUCUGUCUGCGGGAAAGGCUUCACUGCGAGCGGAGCUCUGAAGAAGCACCUGAGGACUCAUUCAGGAGAGAGACCGUUCAGCUGCUCCGUCUGCGGCGUACGAUUCACACAAGGAGGGAACCUGAAGCGGCACAUGGCCCAGCACACGGGAGAGACGCGAGAGAAACCCUUUCACUGCUCCGUCUGUGGGAAAAGCUUUACGCAAGUCUCCAACAUGAAGCGACACAUGACCCAGCACAGCGAGACUGAAACAGCUCAGCCACAGGAAGCAGGAAGCGAAGCUGCGAUGGUUCCGAUCUGACCGAGGAUCAGCAGGAGGAAGCCCAGAGUCUGCUGCCGGCCUCAGACUUCGUACGGUCACUGACGGCAAACCGUCCGACUAGAGACGACAGCCGUUGUUAUUACCAGUUACAGUGGUAACACAAAUAUGUACACAGUGUAAAUGCGGUAUAUUUAUAUACAUACUGUACAGUAUAUCUGCGUACUGAUUACAUACAGCACAGGAGCGUCCUUCCUUUAUUAGAACAAACAUGGUCGUGUCUGUUUGUUCGGAGGCUGCAGAUGAAACUGAUUUUAUUUCAUGUGAAGUAGCUCACCAUUCAUUUCAUUACUGAUCAUGUGAUCCGGACUGAUCAGGACCUGUUAGUUAUCCCUGAGACGAGGGGAACCAGGUUUUCUGUUCCAGAGAGGUGACUUGGACUCAUGGUCCAACCAGGUCAGGUUCUGUUUGUCUCCUCUCACAGAGCCGGACUCGCCGUUUCAGGUCCUUGUUGGUCCGCAUCAGUCAGAGUCCUGCUGGAUCUCAGUGUGUCUCUCAGGACCGUCUGAAGCUCAACAGCCAACUCUUUCAGCGCGUCCGUCCCAGAGAACAACUUUUACCGUCCUGAAGUUACUGUGUUCGCAUCAUCCCGAGCUGUUAGCAGGGACGCAGCGAUUCCAGGCUUUGCUGGUCCGAUCGCAGUCUGAGGAAUAAUCACGUUUCACGACUAUAAUCCAUUCAUUUAACAACACCAGUAAUGACUCAGGUUGAUUUUUAAUGACAUUAACAAUUAGAUUUCUAUAAAAUGUAAGUAUUCUUAACAUGAGAGGAAUAUUGAGGGGAAACUGUUACUGUCAUCAACUCUCAUCCAUACGUGUAGGUUUCAGUGUGAAUGAUGAGAACGUCUCUCCUGAGUGUGAUUAAUAUCUGGAACGCCGGGAGUCGGUACUCUCCAGAGGACGACGUUCUUCCAGCCAUUAUCAGCGUGGAAGCCGGGUCCAGCGAGCGCGCGAGCUCGGCGUGCGGCGCGUGUUGCUCGACGCAGCGACAAACCGCCGUGGCGCGGCGCCGGCCGCUGAGAAUAACGGGCCUCGUCGCGCUGCGGUGGCUUUGAACGGUUCCAGCUGCUGUGUUUGUUUACGCUGACAGCGACACGUUUAUAUUUAAUUCCCCACCGACCUGCCGCGUCGUUGAACUCUGUGAUCACGUGUGACCUUUACUUGGGCGCCGCGUGCAAAGCUGGCCGGUGAUCCUGCAGCAUCAAGUUCCUUUAGCAGGAACCUUUUAACGCAGGUGAUCCGUCAGCUCUUAAAUAACGCCGGGGUUCGGUGUUGGUGCACCUGAGACUCUGCCGUCUCUCUGCUGGAAAUAAAGCUUCAGUCUGGUCCCUCUGCCAGAGUUUAGCCGGGGAACAGCAGCCUCCGUGUCUCCGAGCAGCUGCUGCUCCUCUAACUCUGUUUUCAGUUUGUGCAACAGAAACACUCGGUGUAGCGGAGACUUUACGAUUAAUUAACCGUGAUGUUUUAAAGUAAUCGCUGCAUCCCUGUUAGUCACAUAAUGUAAAGACAAUCAACAGAUGUGUUUCAGUUAGAAACUCCUGGACUUCUCCUGGUUUUCAUGUUCAAAACGUUCAUGCACAUUCAGGAUCUCUCCCACAGAUCUGUGUUCUCUGUGUUCUCUGUACUGAAACUCCACCAGCUGCUGUCGGUGCACCGGUGUCACAUCAGCUGGCCGGAGUUGAUUCGCUCUUCUGUUUUGAGCGACUGAGGGGACGGGUGGAUCAGAACCGCGGGAACAGGUCUCGGGCUGAGUGACAGUGAGCAUCAUGCACACGCUCCGUUAUAGUAAAUAAACACACACGAUCCUUUUCAUAUAUUUCUGUUGGACGCCGUUGGUUUUAGCAGCGUUUCACUGCUGAAGCAGCUGGAACAAACUUAUCUGGAUGUAACGCAGGCUGAUGAUGAACUGACGCACACUGAACAAAACUUUAUUGUUCACCUGUUGACACUUUAAAGAUAAACGUGCACACUCGGGCGUUACCGUCUCUGCGUCCACCGGCUCACAUGAGGCCUUUCUUUCUGAAACAGGACCUGGUCUGGACCGAUGACGUUCCACACGGGAACAGCUGUUAAAGACUCCUGAGGUUCUUCAGGUUCUGAACGUGGCGGCGAUAUAAGCAAAGUGUUGCUUUGUGAAUACAAACUGUUUAAAUGUUUGUUCGCUUCAUAAACACACGGUGAAGCUUUGCCUUAAAAUAACUUUAUUAAUCGCUUUGACGACGCAGCUGCACUUAAAUUCACAUUAAAUGUAAAAGUGUAAAAGUC
Molecule: messenger RNA, 5462 nt
Organism: Micropterus salmoides (largemouth bass)
Lineage: Eukaryota; Metazoa; Chordata; Actinopteri; Centrarchiformes; Centrarchidae
Product: zinc finger protein 665-like
Exons: 3
Coding region: 616-3180 (854 amino acids)
Cellular component (GO): nucleus
Source: RefSeq, a predicted model, not a curated record